Haliotis rufescens (red abalone) is the source of this 981-nucleotide messenger RNA. Its product is annotated as vegetative cell wall protein gp1-like. The transcript has a single exon. The record is from RefSeq and is a predicted model, not a curated record. Bases 1 to 981 code for a protein of 326 amino acids. NCBI's taxonomy places the organism in Eukaryota, Metazoa, Mollusca, Gastropoda, Lepetellida, Haliotidae.
AUGCCACAGAGGAAGAACUGGAGGAAGGCCAUGCAGCGACGGAUGGAAGAGAAGCGACUGAGGGAGCAACAACGACAGAUGGAGGAGUAUCGCCUCCCUAAAAAUGAUGCCGCGGAUGGCAGACUCGUUAAAACCUGUUGUGAAACCACAAACUCUGAUCAUAUACUUCAAACUGAAACUAUGCCUGACACUAUGCCUGACCCAAUGCCUGAAAGAAUGCCCGACCCAAUGCCUGAAACUAUGCCUGACCCAACGCCUGACCCAACGCCUGGAACUAUGCCUGACCCAACGCCUGGAACUAUGCCUGACCCAAUGCCUGAAAGAAUGCCCGACCCAAUGCCUGAAACUAUGCCUGACCCAACGCCUGACCCAAUGCCUGGAACUAUGCCUGGCCCAAUGCCUGACACUAUGCCUGACCCAACGCCUGACACUAUGCCUGACCCAACGCCUGACCCAAUGCCUGACACUAUGCCUGACCCAAUGCCUGACACUAUGCCUGACCCAACGCCUGACACUAUGCCUGACCCAAUGCCUGACACUAUGCCUGACCCAAUGCCUGACACUAUGCCUGACCCAACGACUGACCCAAUGCCUGGAACUAUGCCUGACCCAGUGCCUGACACUAUGCCUGACCCAACGACUGACCCAAUGCCUGGAACUAUGCCUGACCCAACGCCUGACACUAUGCCUGACCCAACGCCUGGAACUAUGCCUGACCCAACUCCUGACCCAAUGCCUGACCCAACGCCUGACCCAGUGCCUGGAACUAUGCCUGACCAAAUGCCUGACACUAUGCCUGACCCAACGCCUGACCCAAUGCCUGACCCAACGCCUGACACUAUGCCUGACCCAACGCCUGACACUAUGCCUGACCCAUUGCCUGAACCUAUGCCUGAACCUAUGAAUGGUACUAUGCCUGACCCAACGCCUGAACUUAUGCCUGACCCAACGCCUGAACCUAUGCCUGACCCAAUGCCUUAA